AGGUCGGCGGCCCGGCUCGCGCUGCGGUAGGAGCGGGCGGGCCGGCCGUCAGAGCCCGGGUGCCGCUGGGACCCGAACCCGCAGGGCCACUUUAGGGCACGGCGUUGUGCGAAGCGGCCACGUCUGAGCCCCGGGGGCCGAUCUGUGCCGGGGGUUUCGCCCAGCGAUCUGGGCCAGGAUAUCCCCUCCCAAGCUCUCGUCCUGUGGGCGAACGCCGCCCGGUCCUUGUGAGCACCUUCACAGCAGGAAGCGCAGAGCUACGCCCGCCCUUUCGAAAGGCCGUGAAGGGUUUGGGGUGGGCACAUCUUAGCUUGCCCCAUCCCGAUUUGAGGUCUGUCGACGCUGCCCUUCAGCGUGGUGAGUAAUCGCUCCGACUCCCCGCGGGGCCGCGGAGUGCUGAGGGCGCCGAGGCUGCCUUGGGAGAUCUGACUUUCAAUCCCUGCGCCUUCCGAAACCCGCAGAAGCAGAUAGCAGGCUCGAGAGGUUUCAGAGCCUCCUGGGUCAUUCCUUCCCCCGAAGACCUCGUCAGCCAUCUGGCAGGAACAAAAAUAAGAGUGUUUGAGAGCCUGGGCGCUGGGAUCAUAUACUACCUGGGUAUAUCAUCAGUUACCUCCUGUUUGACUUUGGGCAAGUUACUUAACCUUUCUGAGCUCAGGUUUCUCAUCUGUAAAAUGGGUAUAACCAGAGUGCCCCUCGUAGGAGUGAGGAUUAAAGAGAUUACCUAUUUGAAAAUGAUGUUCUUUGCUUUACACAAAGCAAGCUGCCUCAAUGGCAGCCGUGACUUAAAAGUCCACAGAUGAAUCCAUCUCCCUUUACCCUCUUUCCCCAAGAGUGUAGUCCCCUUUUGAGGGAGUUUCAUGAAAAAUGAAAAUGGUUCUAUACUGUCUGGUUGUUAAACAGCCUUUCCCUUAACAUCACUCAUUCAUGGUAUAAUGUACCGAGAUGGACGCUUUCACGUACUUUUAUCUCCCUUAUUCCCUUGAGGGUUAUUUGUUCUCACUCCUCUCACUAUUUUAAUGAUGAGCAAAAUGAGGCAGGGGAAACGGGCUUGCCAACGUCACUCGGUUAUCAGUGGCACAGCCAAAAUUCAGGGUUCUUGAACCAUUGAAAAGAGUUACUGCUAGAUCUAGAGUUUCUCUUCCGGUCAUAUCUGAGAACUGGUCUGGGGGUAGGUCCCCGUUCCCUUUUCCACGUCCACGUUAGGUUUGGAGACCAACGUGUGCAGUUCUCUCAGGCGCUCCUGGCCGGGGCUAGGCCCUAAAGGGCGGGGGCUCACACUGCCAUGUGGACUGGACCUCCCACUGGAAGAGCCACAGAUUUUGGCAGCUGUCCAGGGUCAGGGAAGCAGUCCAGGGCCACAAGUGUUGAUUUGGGCCUUGGGCCAGAGCCUCCAGUUCUUCUUCCAAGAGGCCCUUUGCCUCCGAUUACAGAUUAUUACCAUCACCAGAGUUAUCUGAAGGAGGUGAGCUGAGUGUGGAAGCAGCUGCCCCCCGGCUCACACAAAAUGUGCUCUGCCUCUUGUGGAUACCUGUGCCUCCCUGAGACCAGUCAGAAUAGCUGUCUGAACUGAGCUUCAUAUACCACAAAAGAUGCUCAAUUGCGCACUACAUAUGUUGCAAAUUCAUUGCGUGAGCACCCAGGAUGGGAACGCCCGCCUCUGUGGUGAGCGAGCCGCCCCCCUGGCAGGCCCCGGCUGAGGCCCGGGGCCGCAAGCAGGCCACAGCCAACAUCUUCCAGGACGCCGAGCUGUUGCAGAUCCAGGGCCUGUUUCAGCGCAGUGGGGACCAGCUGGCCGAAGAGCGGGCACAGAUCAUCUGGGAGUGUGCGGGAGACCACCGUGUGGCAGAGGCCUUGAGGAGGCUGCGUAGGAAGAGGCCCCCCCGGCCAAAACCCCUGGGCCACUCACUGCACCACUGCAGCCGGCUCAGAAUCCCCGAGCCCCGUGCUCCACUGGCCGACCCACAGAGUGGUGCCACAGAGAUGGCCUCUGGCGAUCAGUAUCUGAACUCCAGGAGGACAAGUGCCAGGAUCCGCCGGAACUGGAAGAAGCCAGGCCCCACAAGCUACCUCCAUCAGAUCAGACACUGAUCCAGGGAAGGGGCUGGGAACGGCAGUAACUUCCCCAGGAAUCAUAGGGACUUUUGCCAAAGGGCCCAGGAAGUGAAGAAGGAAGACAGACUGGAGGCAGACAACCCCACAGUGGUAAAUGGAAGGCCACUACCACUGGCCUGCUCCGUUCAGAACAGGACUGGAGGUGUCCCCUGAGCUCUACACCAUGUGGGACCCAUUCCUGCCUUAGCUCUUCCCACCCGACAGUAUACUCGGGCUGCAUGAUAUCCCCCUGGGAGUCCAGCGAUGGGCACGGAGACUGAGCAUCUCACCACUCCUGCUCUAACCCUCCUGCUACUACUGUAACCCAUGGUCCAGCCACCUGCCCACACCCCUGCCUGUCAGGCUAGCGCGAGGAAACCGUGGUUUAAGUGGCAAAAUAAAAACAUUUGCAUCAAGAA
Molecule: messenger RNA, 2510 nt
Organism: Panthera uncia (snow leopard)
Lineage: Eukaryota; Metazoa; Chordata; Mammalia; Carnivora; Felidae
Gene: AVPI1
Product: arginine vasopressin induced 1
Exons: 3
Coding region: 1642-2088 (148 amino acids)
Source: RefSeq, a predicted model, not a curated record